AUUUUAAUUAUUCCAAAUUAUUGUCUAUUUUUUUUCUUUACAAGAGAUUAGAAACUUCAAGAAGUAAUAGUCGUAUUACACAUAACUACAUUACAUUAAUAUGUAUGUGUUGUAAAUAAAAUUUGUUGUCUAACUCAUUUCUGAAAGAUGUUACGAGUAUUUGAGAGACAAAUUUUUCGUAAUAUACGAAGUGAUAGGAGACUAAACACGUGGUCACAUCUUGCCACGGCAUUUAAUUCUGCUGUCAGUAGUAAAAAUCAUUCGGCAAAUAUAUUGAAGAAAGAGACGGGACUGUUUGGUAUCCCGGAGUUAAAAGGUGAAGAUGGUUUUGACAUAUUGAAAAGUCGUGCAUUAGUACAUGUGAAUGUUCUCAUCGAUGAAGCUACAAACAAAGAUAGGAAGAGAAAAAUGGUGGAGAUAUUUGAUGAAUUAUCCAAUACACUGUGUAAAGUAGCAGAUAUGGCUGAGUUUAUUAGAGUUGCACAUCCUGAUCAACAAUAUGUUCGGGCUGCUGAAAAUGCUUGUAUAACUAUCAGUGGUGUAGUUGAAAAAUUAAACACACAUCGUGAGCUGUAUGAUGCAUUAAAACAAGUUACAAGUAAUGGUGAUACUCAAGUAACAUCUAAUAUAGACAAUCAUGUAGCUAAAUUAUUUUUAUUUGAUUUCGAACAAUGUGGUAUACAUUUACCAGAAAAACAAAGGAUAAAAGUAGUUGAGCUAAAUGAUUAUAUUUUGCAAGUGGGUCAAAAAUUUAUGGCUGGUGCUGUUACUCCAAGGAUGGUUAAUGCUGACGCAUUACCCGACUUUAUUAGGCAAUAUUUUGUGACGGACAACGGUCAAAUAUUAGUGCAAGGAUUCUACACAGACUCCUCCAAUACUGCUGUUCGCGAAGCGGCAUAUAAAUUGUUUCUAUUCCCGGAUAAAGAGCAAGAUUAUCUAUUACACGAACUCCUGAGCUCUAGACAUUUAUUAGCGGAAUUCUGUGGAUUUCCGUCAUAUGCACACAGAGCCGUGAAAGGAAGUACAGUCGAAUCGCCAGUUGUAGUAAAAGAAUUUCUUGAUAUACUAAAUCACAAUUUGCAAUCUAAAGCAGCACAAGAUUUUCAAGAAAUGCAAAAGAUGAAAGAUGCCGAAUCACAUUUGAAACAAGAAUUGAUGCCAUGGGAUACUGCCUACUUUAUAGCAAAGGCGAAGAAAGCUUGGUUAAAUACUUCUACUACUGAGUUUGCUCCAUAUUUUUCCCUUGGUGCUUGUAUGGAAGGUUUAAAUAUCCUUACACAAUCAUUGUAUGGAGUUAGGCUUGAAUCCGUCCCAGUGUUAUCUGGAGAGGUGUGGGCAAAUAAUGUUCAUAAGUUAGCUGUAAUAGAUGAAGAGGAGGGAAUCUUGGGUUACAUCUAUUGCGAUUUUUAUGAAAGAGCGGGCAAGCCUAAUCAAGACUGUCAUUUUACAAUCCAAGGUGGAAAGCAAUUAUCAGAUGGUUCUUAUCAGAAUCCUAUAGUUGUACUUAUGCUAUCAUUGCCACAUCCACGUUGGUCAAAUCCUUGUUUAUUAAGUCCAUCAUCUGUAGACAAUCUGUUUCAUGAAAUGGGCCAUGCAUUGCACUCUAUGCUCGGACGAACGAAAUAUCAGCAUGUUACUGGUACUAGAUGUAGUACAGAUUUCGCAGAAGUGCCAAGUGUAUUAAUGGAAUAUUUUGCAAGUGAUCCCAGGGUUGUAUCAAAAUUCGCAAAACAUUUUCAAACUCAAGAACCAAUGCCAGAAAAUUUAUUGCACAAACUAUGCGCUUCAAAGAACAUAUUCUGUGCUUCUGAAUUACAGAAUCAAGUAUUCUAUAGUAUGUUAGAUCAAGUGUAUCAUAGUGGUAAAUUAACAAAAUCCACUAGCGAUAUUUUAGCAGAUGUACAAAAGGAGUAUUAUGGUCUACCAUAUGUGAAAAAUACAGCGUGGCAAUUAAGAUUUUCACAUUUGGUCGGAUACGGCGCGAAAUAUUAUUCCUAUCUAAUAUCUCGUGCGAUCGCUGCCUGGAUUUGGCAAACCUACUUCUAUAACGAUCCCUUCUGUCGAUCUGCAGGUAAUCGUUAUCGAAGGGAAUGCUUAGCACAUGGAGGUGGUAAGCCGGCGUCGCAGUUAGUGUCGGAUUUCUUAAAUAAGGAAGCUAGUGCUGCUACAUUUGCAAAGUCGUUAAUCAAUGAAGUAGAUAUGAAGAAUCUACACAUAGAAACCAUAAAAAAAGCGUAAUUGUAUAAAACUUUCAUAAUUUACUAUAAGUAUACAAAUGUACUAGAACUUGUAGCAGACGUGAUAUUUUACACAUAGUUGUACAGUUUUGUAUAUCAAACUCUUCAUAAUAAGAUGUAUACAAAAUACAUUUUUGAGGAAAAAAAAUGAAUGUACAACACAGAUUGUUUUUAGAGAUAGCUGCAUAUGAAAGAAAAAUACUACGUUUUUUAAUGGCAGAUUCUUACAUUAAUGUGGCAAAUUUUUCAUCACAAAGUUUUUAAUUCAACAUUGUAACCAAAUGUUUAAUUGAAAUAGAACAUCAAUAUGUAAAAUUCACUUGAAUUUAGUUAGAAAAAUAUAUUUAUCAUUUCCAUAUUUUACUUUGAGAAUUAAAAACCGACUAUCAAAAAUUUACUCCAAUAUUAAAAUUAUGUCAUUAAAAUAUGGUAGAUGGAACUUUGUACAAAUUCCGACUAUAUUUUUCGU
Molecule: messenger RNA, 2706 nt
Organism: Camponotus floridanus (Florida carpenter ant)
Lineage: Eukaryota; Metazoa; Arthropoda; Insecta; Hymenoptera; Formicidae
Product: mitochondrial intermediate peptidase
Exons: 10
Coding region: 148-2238 (696 amino acids)
Biological process (GO): peptide metabolic process
Cellular component (GO): mitochondrion
Molecular function (GO): metalloendopeptidase activity
Source: RefSeq, a predicted model, not a curated record